Molecule: messenger RNA, 2020 nt
Organism: Chenopodium quinoa (quinoa)
Lineage: Eukaryota; Viridiplantae; Streptophyta; Magnoliopsida; Caryophyllales; Amaranthaceae
Product: cytosolic sulfotransferase 5-like
Exons: 1
Coding region: 591-1628 (345 amino acids)
Biological process (GO): sulfation
Cellular component (GO): cytoplasm
Molecular function (GO): sulfotransferase activity
Source: RefSeq, a predicted model, not a curated record
GAUGAAAAGAAAGAAGAAUGAAUCAGUAAAAAGGCAAGCUAGUCAUAGCCUUUAUAUUUUUUCCUCUUAUUCUAAUAUCAAGCAGUAACAUUAUUUCUUCUUCCCAACAAAUCUAUGUUACUCAAAAGGAUGGGACUUGCAAGAUAUAUUUACUCACACACUUUAUAGAGUGAUAUAAGUAUUAUUAUGUAGCAUCUUAAUAUUUAUACUGAGUACCAUAAAAUAAGUUCUACACAAUUAAUACAAGUUAUCUGUAUAACGUACCAAGCAAAGCUUGACUUGGUCUAGUGGAAAAGCCGAAAAGUCUUAAGUCUUUGGAGUUGGAGACUCCCUUACCCUUACCCUUACACCCUUCCUCCCAUUCUCAAAGUGCUUAUUCGCUAACUCAGAUAUGAGGAUCUCUGAGUUGUUCCAGCCUGAUUGCGUAGGGUUCUUCUUAUCAACCAACCAAACGUUAUCUGUAAUUCUAUACCAUGUGACGUCGGACAAGUGUGUACUACUACAUAAUAGAACAUUUUCUCUAUAGCUAGCUCUUACAUACUUCUUUUUCUUCUCCCUAAUUUAUAACUCCAUUGGUUUACUUCAUUUUAAUGGCAGCCUCAAAACCCACAGACACAAAAUCUCAAGUGCAAUCGGAAGAUGAGUUCAAACAAGGUGAAAUCGCCCUUCAAAAAGAUCAAUUGUGGUUUGGUUAUCCAUUACACUUUUAUCAAGGAUUUUGGUGCCUAAAUAUGAUUUCAGAUAUCACAAUCUCUUUUCAAACCAACUUUCAAGCUCAAGAUACUGAUGUUAUUUUAGCUAGCCUACCAAAAACAGGUACAACAUGGUUAAAAUCUCUCCUUUUUAGCAUUGUUAAUCGAAAAAAAUAUAGUGAUGUUUCUCAACACCCUUUGCACUCUAUAACUCCUCAUGAACUUAUCGACCAUCUUGAGUUUGAAGUAUACAAAAAUUGCCAUGGGAAUGAUCUACCAGACCUAACUAAAAUUCCAUUACCUCGACUCUUUGCUACCCACAUGCCGUAUUUACCAUUGCCUGAAUCAAUUAAAACAUCAAAAUGUCGAAUUAUUUAUGUUUGUCGAAACCCUUUAGACAAUUUUGUUUCUUCAUGUCAUUUUUGGCCUAAACUUGAUCUAAAUAAAGGCAUGAAAUUAGAUGUGAACAUAAUGGAGGAACAUUUAGACAAGUAUUGUAAGGGGAUAUUCCCAUUUGGGCCUUAUGAAGAUCACUUGUUAGGGUAUUGGAAGGAGAGCAUGAAAAACUCAAACAAGGUGUUGUUCUUGGAAUACGAAGGGUUAAAGAAAGAACCAAAAGAUCAUUUGAAAAGGUUGGCUGAGUUCGUGGGUUGUCCGUUUUCGAAAGAGGAGGAGAAAGGCAAUGUCAUAGACGAGAUAAUAGAGUUAUGUAGUAUUAAAAGUUUGAAAGAAAUGGAGAUAAAUAAAAGAGGCAAGUAUUAUGAAUGGUUUGAGAAUAAGGCCUUGUUUAGGAAAGGAGAGGUUGGAGAUUGGUCCAAUUAUUUGACUCCUUCAAUGGCUAAGCGUAUUGAAGAAAUGCAAGAGAGGCUUAAGGAGGCUGGUUUUUCUUUUACAUACUAUAAUCAUUUGAAAGCGAAGGAUAGCUCAUUUGGUUAAAGUUUUCUCCCGAUGCCUAAGAAUGUUGACUGGUGUUUGUUUUACAUUCUAUAAUAAAUUGAAAGCGAAGGAUGGUUCAUUUGGUUAAAGUUUUCCUCCUAGUGCCAAAGAAUACUGAGAUCAAGGUCGUCCAAGUGGGUAAAUAAUUAUGAGUUUUUGAAUGUAAAAUAAAACUUGUGUAGUAAGUAACAAGGAUUUGAGCCAAAUAAAGAGGUGUCUAAAUAGAAAUUUCCAUUCAUUGUUUCUCGUUUUUAGUGUAUUUGUAUUGUUGUUCUAAAUAUAAUAGCGUCUGCCCUUCUAGGCUUUCUAUUUUUACGGCAUUGAAGUUUAUUGUACUGUUAUUGUUUUCUAAUGUUGCUUUUGUUUGUAAUUUUGCAUUAUUUUCAAUGUAU